Molecule: messenger RNA, 362 nt
Organism: Belonocnema kinseyi
Lineage: Eukaryota; Metazoa; Arthropoda; Insecta; Hymenoptera; Cynipidae
Product: pre-mRNA-processing factor 6-like
Exons: 2
Coding region: 1-294 (97 amino acids)
Biological process (GO): spliceosomal tri-snRNP complex assembly; mRNA splicing, via spliceosome
Cellular component (GO): U4/U6 x U5 tri-snRNP complex; catalytic step 2 spliceosome
Molecular function (GO): protein binding
Source: RefSeq, a predicted model, not a curated record
AUGAAAAUAAACAUAUUGUUCUGGAGCGAGAACAGAACUUCGAAAUGCAGAGAGUGGAUGAACAAAACGGUGAAAUUGAAGCCAGAUUAUGGAGACGCUUGGGCGAAUUUCUACAAAUUCGAGAAGCUCCAUGGAACGGAAGAUCAACAGGAGGAUGUUAAAAAAAGAUGCAUUGCGGCCGAACCGAAAUAUGGAGAAAAUUGGUGCAAAGUGUCGAAAAAUAUUGCUAAUUGGUGUCUCAGCACUGAACAGAUUUUGGCUCUGGUUGCAAAAGAUUUACCAAUUCCGAUCUAAAUUCACUUUGCUUUGAGUUUUAAUGUUAAGACUGUAUAUAUUAUAAAUAUAUAUAAGAAUAAAAUGUA